This is a messenger RNA of Cadophora gregata, 1469 nucleotides long. RefSeq names its product tRNA-splicing endonuclease subunit (gene SEN34). The coding region runs from base 266 to 1228 and encodes 320 amino acids. Gene Ontology annotation, cellular component: tRNA-intron endonuclease complex. NCBI's taxonomy places the organism in Eukaryota, Fungi, Ascomycota, Leotiomycetes, Helotiales, Ploettnerulaceae. Gene Ontology annotation, biological process: tRNA splicing, via endonucleolytic cleavage and ligation; tRNA-type intron splice site recognition and cleavage. Gene Ontology annotation, molecular function: nucleic acid binding; tRNA-intron lyase activity. The record is from RefSeq and is a predicted model, not a curated record. The transcript has a single exon.
GCAAAAACUACGACAACCAGAUCUCAAGCACAUGGUAAGCACAAUCCCUUUUUCUCUUCUCGUCUACUGCAACAAUAUGAUUACAAAACCGAUCUGUCAAUCCCCUGACACCAGUUAAACUGGACAUGAUGUCUAAAAAAUGUUUUAAUUUAUGAUUCUGUUGCCUUUCACCUUGAGAUUGAUCAUCAACAUUAGCAAUGGCAGGAUGCUAACUCGAGUCUCAAUAUAGUGAUCCGCCCCUGCUCAGGCGAACCAAGUAUCUGCAAUGGCAAUGUCAUCGGAUUUCGUUACGGAACCUAUUCCAAUCUCAUUGAUUGCUGGCCGUUAUCUGCUAUUCGACGUUAACGUCGUGACUUACCUUCGCAGGAACCACCAUAUAUGCAGUUCGCUCAUUGGUAGCAUUCCACAAGCUCCGCAACAGAAUGUCUUCUUUGGCCUCCCAAUGGAGCUCAUGCCUGAGGAGGCAAAGUUAUUGGUUGAGAAAGAGGUCGCAUACAUCAUCGAUGAUAAGGCAUGGCACAAGCAAACUCUGUUCAACACCUUACAAGGUGCAGAUAAGCAAGCAUAUCUGGAUUCUCUGAGAUCCACUGGUCUGAACGCCAGGAAGGCAGCUCUUCAUGAAGCAAAGAAGAGGACUGAUGCUGGUCUGGCAAGGUACGCCGCCAAGAAGGCUCAAGAACUUGCAGCUGCCGGUACGAAAGACACACCUCAGAGCGGUAGUCCCGACACAUCUUUCAAAGAUACUUCGAGUGUCACCGAAGAUUCUGCCUCGCUUUUGGAAGAAGAGUCAACGCAGUCUGAACAGUCAAGCACCACUGUCAAGUCAACAGCAACUCUGGCAUCAACUCCUUUUGCAAUCACCCCUACCACAAGUUAUCCCACCUCAUCGCUUCCGCAAAACUCUUCUCAGCAGCCAGAUCCACCGGUCUCGUCUUCAUAUGCACUUUUUGCCCACUUGCACUAUCGCGACUACUUCAUCAUGCCUGGCCUGCGGUUUGGAUGCAAUUACAACGUUUAUCCAGGUGAUCCUCUUCGUUUCCACAGUCAUUUCCUUGCCACGAGUUAUGAUUUCGAUCAGGAUAUUCCCAUGUUUGACAUAAUCGGCGGUGGCAGGCUGGGCACAGCUGUGAAGAAGGGCUUUCUUAUAGGUGGUGAGGAUCCCGAGGCAGAAGGGACUAAGACUGGCGACAAGGUCAGGACCUUCUGCAUUGAAUGGGGAGGAAUGUAAGAUGGCUUGUAAUGGUUUUACUUUUGAUCAUCAUAAUGCGAAGAUACCCAGCUAUAUUCAGCUACCGCUUUAGUGUUUGAGUGUAAUGAAAUUUUUGCUAUGACUCAAUGAUCUUCUUGGAUAUUGCUGUGCAAUUUUGACAUUGCAGGAAGAUAACAUGAGUGGAUACAGAACUGCGCAUAACAAAUUUCUAGAGUAAUCUCGCGUACACACAGUGACUACAGAUGCUACUUGAUGACAG